AUUUUGUUUAGCUACACUGCGCGUAUCUUUUGUGUACACGAACUCAUGGAAUACGUAUAUGCGACUUAGUAGUACGAACUGAACAUUUGAAAGACUUAAUCAAAUUAGCUAUGUCGGAGAGAAAUGACUCUGUGGAUGAAAAUGAAUUCAGUCCUGUGGGGUAUGAAAUCAGACUUACAGAGAAGCAGGAGAGAUCCAGUCAGAAACAAUGGAUAACCGUAGAAGGCUUAGUGGACGAUUACGGGCAACAACAUGAAGAUAUAGAGUUGGAGUUGCCAACCGGGUUUUUCUGGGGGACCCCUUGGCGAAUGCCUCACGCGGGCGAAAGUGGUGAUGACCUGGGCUGGCAGUACGGCACUAGCUGGUCAACCACAUCGUGGACGAAGUCAGAGACCGAGGCCACCUCAGUGCGCAAGCGCCUGUAUGUGCGGAAGCUUGCAUUCAAUGACGACGUGAAGCUGACUGAGUCCGUUUUCCAGCGGAUGAAAGCGUUGGGAGUGGUACAUGCCAAGUUUGUGCCAAACCACGCACAGGACGACUAUGCACACAACCACAGCACACAGACACAGCCCAACAACAGGCAACGGAAUAACGCACUCAACAACCAAUCACACAACAACAACACACACAACAACAACACACACAACAACAACACACACAACAACAACACACACAGCAACAGAGACCCCGCCACUGACAGACAACACAGUCAGACCACGGGCACACGUUCCGCUGGAGAGCCGAAGUCGCGGAAGGGCACGAAAUCGAUUGUCGAGCAGCCGCACAGCCUUCCCACACAUGGGGGAGCCCAUCCUCCAGGAGUAAGGAAGUGCCCAGAGCAGGGGCCAAACGGCCACAACGACUCAGACACCACACCGACGGCAUCAGACAGUGACAGAGACACCGACGACGACGAUGACACGACUACAUUCCAUGACAAGGCCUCACACAAACACAACAGCUCGCGACCAAUGGGCAGCCAUUCACCCGAUGGCUCAGGCACAAAGACAUCGUACACGACAUACAUGGGUACCACUGACACAGUCAACGACGCCGAUGGCAGUCUCAAGAGCACCGCAAGUGAAAAAGCGGACAAGAACACCGAAGGCGAACUAAGAAUUGUCGAGACAAGCGACGGCACUGUGGCCGAGUACGACGAAGCCAUCUACGAGAACCAAAGGUCUGGUCUUGUGGGCGGGUUCUCUGUGAACUGGUUGAUUCCGUAUGUGGACAAACGAGGCGAGUGGAGCAAUGCCGAAGGAGAGCCCGUGCCCUCCAGCGACGACUUUAAGAUUCCCAUGGGGUGGAAGUGGAAAGCCGACUGGGUGGUGGACGACUGGCAGUAUGCGUUUAGUUUCUGGGAUAAGGUGUGGGCGUCGGAUGCGUCUAACGGAUCGUUUGUUCGCAGGCGGAAGUGGUCACGCACCAGACACAUGCUGCUCAACGACAAGAAGACAUCGGUAGACACAGCACAACCCCCACCCAUCAACGUGUUACAGAUCAACGGUUAUGUGACAUCGUGCAUGGUACUAGUGUGUCUUCUGAUGGCCUUGACUUCUGUGGUGCAAUUGUGGGUGUUCGUGGGGAUGGGCAACACAGUCACACUGCUUAUGCCACAGACGUUCUCGGACAGUCUGUGACGGCAGCGGCCAGCCGUAGUACAGGCAGGGAAGGGUUAUCGAAAAUAUAUCAAAAUAUUGGAUAAUAAAGUACGCUGAUACAGAAUACCCAAGUAUAUUUCAAUUCAGAAUACAAAAGUACAUCACAAUUCAGAAUACAAAUGUAUAUCCUGAUUCAGAAUAAAAACGCACAUCC
Molecule: messenger RNA, 1815 nt
Organism: Sphaeroforma arctica JP610
Lineage: Eukaryota; Ichthyosporea; Ichthyophonida
Exons: 10
Coding region: 111-1640 (509 amino acids)
Cellular component (GO): membrane
Source: RefSeq, a predicted model, not a curated record